This is a messenger RNA of Bacillus rossius redtenbacheri, 6729 nucleotides long. RefSeq names its product ATP-dependent RNA helicase me31b (gene me31B). Gene Ontology annotation, biological process: cytoplasmic stress granule assembly; negative regulation of translation; P-body assembly. The record is from RefSeq and is a predicted model, not a curated record. The coding region runs from base 275 to 1615 and encodes 446 amino acids. The transcript is spliced from 11 exons. NCBI's taxonomy places the organism in Eukaryota, Metazoa, Arthropoda, Insecta, Phasmatodea, Bacillidae. Gene Ontology annotation, molecular function: mRNA binding; RNA helicase activity; ATP binding. Gene Ontology annotation, cellular component: cytoplasmic stress granule; P-body.
AGGACUUCUUCUAUUCCUCGCUGACCUCAGAGAGUUGCAGUCGUUCGACAGUGGAAAAAAGUUGAAAGUUUAAACGUUGUUUCGAAUGACGGAGACAGAUUGGUGUGUUAGCCGAAAAUUUGGAAUUUUUGGAAGCAGCCGUUUAGUCCAAAGUGCUCCCAUUUUUUAAAGGUGCUAAGUGUACCUUUAACAACUGUACAGAGGAAGUGAAUUUUCUUUCCGCAUAUUGCAGACUUUUAUCAGUUUGUAGGCCAUUUUUGGCCUCAUCUCAGACAUGAUGAUGACAGAAACGCGUAUCACUUCUUCUAAUCACAUCAUCAACAGUAUCAACAAUCAGAAAGUUGCAGAGAAAGUCGAUGAUAUGGGAUGGAAGGCGAAACUGAAAAUUCCACCCAAGGACAAGCGGAUGAAAACAAGUGAUGUCACAGAUACAAGGGGCAAUGAGUUUGAGGAGUUUUGUCUGAAGCGUGAGCUCCUGAUGGGGAUCUUCGAGAAAGGGUGGGAGAAGCCCUCGCCCAUCCAGGAGGCUAGCAUACCUAUUGCUCUCUCUGGGAAAGACGUUCUCGCCCGUGCAAAAAACGGUACGGGUAAAACGGGUGCCUACUCUAUUCCAGUUUUGGAGCAGGUGGACCCCAAAAAAGACUUCAUUCAAGCACUUGUGAUUGUGCCAACACGUGAAUUGGCUUUGCAAACUAGUCAGAUCUGCAUCGAACUUGCUAAGCACAUGGAAAUUAGGAUCAUGGUGACAACUGGUGGUACAAACCUCAGAGAUGACAUCAUGAGGAUUUACCAAAAAGUUCAAGUAAUCAUUGCUACACCAGGUCGCAUCUUGGAUCUAAUGGACAAGAAUGUUGCAAACAUGGAUCAGUGUAAAAUUUUAGUGUUAGAUGAGGCCGACAAACUUCUGUCACAAGACUUCAAAGGAAUGCUGGAUCAUGUAAUUUCUAGAUUACCCAAAGAAAGGCAAAUACUGCUCUUCUCUGCUACAUUUCCUCUCACAGUGAAGAAUUUCAUGGAUAAGCACAUGCGUGAUCCCUAUGAAAUCAACUUGAUGGAGGAGCUGACUUUGAAAGGAGUCACGCAGUACUAUGCAUUUGUACAGGAACGGCAAAAGGUCCACUGCCUCAACACUUUGUUUUCCAAGUUGCAGAUAAACCAGAGUAUAAUCUUCUGUAACUCGACACAGCGGGUGGAGUUGCUAGCGAAGAAGAUCACUGAGCUGGGCUACUGUUGCUACUAUAUCCAUGCCAAGAUGGCACAGGCACAUCGCAACAGGGUGUUCCACGACUUCCGUGCUGGCUUGUGCAGGAACUUGGUCUGUUCAGAUUUGUUUACAAGAGGAAUAGAUGUUCAAGCUGUCAAUGUAGUCAUCAACUUCGACUUCCCAAAAAUGGCAGAGACAUACUUGCACAGGAUUGGCAGGUCAGGUCGCUUUGGACACCUUGGAAUAGCGAUCAAUCUUAUAACUUACGAUGAUCGCUUCGCACUGCACCGUAUUGAACAGGAGCUGGGCACUGAGAUAAAGCCCAUCCCAAAGGUCAUCGAUCCCUCUCUGUACGUGUCCAAAGCUGAGGAUGAUGCCCAAGGAAUUGAAGAAGGGAAUGUCAGCAAGUAAUUGCGUUUAAGCAUUCUUUCAUUUAUACUAUUUAUAUAGAAACAUUUGAGGCCGUUAUCCCUCUGUGUAAAAAGUUUUGGACUGCCAUUUAACACUUUGGCAUUGGUGUAAAUAAACAACUCGGUUUUUUCGUAGGCUCAAGUAAGUCUGUGCGACUCAGCGACAGUGAAAGUGUAUUUGAAGUACUCAUAGUAGCGAUUUGUUUGAACUUCCAGAUUCUUGAAGACAAGAUGAAAUUGACUAAAACUAGAUUUUUAUACGAUUUGUAUAGUGAAUGUGGCUGUCGUAGCACACGGUUAAAUUCGGCAUAUUCUUAACUAUUGACACGGCUCUACCAAGUGAUGAAUGUUGAACACAAAUGGUCUAUAUAUUUUUUUGAAUAGCCUGAAAGUAUGAUUUUUUUGAGUUGUAGUGACGGAUGGAUUACUUGGUAGUGCCGUGAAGAGCAGUUAGUUUUAUACGUUUAUUUUUAUAUUGACCUGUGUGUGAAUGAAAUGGAACUCUGUAUGCUAAAUGUUUCGGGCCGAUAAGCAUGCAAAUAAUAUUCAGCACUAACAAGACCAGCUGGAUCUCUCUGAAUAUUCUUUGCAUAAUCAGAUUUUUUUUAUUUAGCCAUGAUUUCUCCUUUGGUUUCCAAUUUUUCAUACAGUUUACAUAGUGUUCCAUCCUGAAUCGUGCUGAAAAUAUGGAGUGCCAGAAAUUUUACGAUAAUCUGUCCAUGCGUGUGUACAAAAAUAUAUAUAUAUACUUUAAUGUUUUACUACAUGGUCAAAGCAAUACUUCCUCUACGACAAGGCAAUGAAGUGAUCUCGUGGAAAAACAAAAAAAAACAAAUUUAAAUAUAUAAAUAUAUACACUUUGUCUUGUACAUAAGUCUUGGAGUGAAAUAGGAGUGUGUAAAUAGUGAGCAGCGCGUGAGUUAUUGUCUACUGAAAGGUGUGAAGUGGAAGCGAAAACGUCAAUGUAAAGCAUCGUUUAUGAAGAACUUGCUUGUAUGCAAAAGAGGGAGCCAAUGUGCUGGUUAGUGGAUUGUUUGCAAGAAUUAUACCAUGACAGUUUUGAACUUCUCUUGUAUCUAAGAGUUUUGCUGUGAGGAAAUGUUUUCAGAAGUAAUAGUACACGUACCUGUUACCUGUUAAAGGAGAUCCAGCAAUUUGUGAGCUCUGCUGUGUGGAGCUUACAUAUUAAUUUCAACUGUCACUUUCAGUGUGACAGUUGGAAAUAUGGGAAGCACAUAUUUUAUUGAAAGUUUUACUUUGCCACCUUACUUUAAUAUGUAUUUUUAUUUUACAAUGUGCUUGCCAUUAAAAUUUUUUUCUGUUUCUGAAGAGGUGGUGUUAUUGUGAUGAAGACAUUGGCAUUGCAAGGAAUGUCCAGUGUUACACACUAGGCAUGAUUCAAGACAAAUACCUGCAGGACUGAAUCUGCCAGUGUCUUGAUUGCAAACAUGUGAACAAACCAAUUUUGGGUGUGGCCCUCCAAAAUUGGUUUUUCUAUUUUCAACUUAGAAUUUUAUUAUUUAUUUUUAUUUCAUUUUUUGUCUAUUUUUUUUCUAACUAGCAAAAUUAGGGCCAUCAGUUUUGAAUUUUAGGGAGGGAAGAAAGUUAAUUUUUAAUUUAUAAAAAAAAAAAACUAAAUUGUAGACACAAAAGCUAUUGUUUUGAAUGCUAAAAUUAUUUUGUUGACUAUUUUGAAGUGUUUUUUAUGUUUAAUUUCUGUUUUAAUGUGAAGGAGCAAUUAUUAGAAAAUAUUUAAUUAUUCUUUAAAAGUACUUUUUUUUUAAAACUACAAACAUUAAGAAAAUGAGCCAGCAAGAUGCUGAAAGACCCUCCCAAAUUUCGAUUUUUUGCUUCUUCACAUCUUAAGGUUUUUGGUAGAAAUAAAAGUAAACCUGAUCUGAAGUGAAUGUAUUUUGUUUUCAAAAUUCUACUGACUUUUUGUAUGGGAUUUUGUUUAUGCAUAAUUUCGAGCUGAAAUUUCAUUAAUGUGCAAAUUGUAGUUUUUUUCUUUUAAAUAGCAAUUUUUGAAGAGGAGGAGGUUACUGUUGUGAAGAGUAUUUGAUGCAUGCUUUUACUGUGGCUCAUCAUUUUCAGAUGCAAGAAGCAUUUUGGUGGUCAUGUACAAUAUUAUAAAUAAGUUUUUUUAUUUUAAAAACAAUUUUGUGUAACUUUAUAAUCUAAAUUAUUGUAAUGAAAGUUUUUUUAAGGCUAAUCAUUACUUUUAUAACAUUUUGUGUUUUUUAAAAAUUAAAUUUUUCUCUAUAUUGCUGAUUAAAUUGAUGUGUAGUGUACUAAAUAAUAAAUAUAAGAACAUAAUGUUUAUAAAAAAAUUAUUGAAUGCUUUAUAAAUUAAAAAAUUCAGCUACUUUAAUUUCAAUUCAGAAAAAUACUGUCAACUAUUGAGAUUGUUAAAGCAGUAUUUUAAUACUGUGCAUAAUAUAUCAAACUAAUAACAAUAGAUUUUUACUCUUAUUUAGUAAUAAAUAUUUAAAUUUAUUAAAAUGUUAUCUACUAGUCACUGCCGUAAAAUUGUUUCUUGCUUCUGAGAAAUGCUGUAACAUGCUGUAGCUAUGUCCUGAUUUGUUUGACAUCUGCAGUAAUUACCGGUAUGAAGACUAUAAAUCGUUACAUGUUCUUUUAUUAAAGUGGUUUUUUGUAGUCUUGGGGAGAAUUGUUAUAUUUAAACCUUACUUUAUAAUACUAUGCUGAUGUUAUUAAAUUUAAACUAUACUCUGUUAACUUUCUGGUACCAGUUGGUUUUUUCAAGUUUUGGUGUGGUUGUAUUUUAUUUAGAAAUCUCAAUUUAAUGCAAGCCAAUAAGAUGGCUUGGCAUGAAUAAUGCCAUAAGGAAUGAUCUUUUUUUCUGUGUAUUGUUUAAACCAGUUGGUUAAAUGUGGCAUGUUUGAAAGAAACACUUAGUUUUGUAUUACUAGUCAAAAUAUGUAUUGCAUUUUAUUAUUUUUUGUUAUUUUUGCCUUUUUAAUGUUGGUGCUUAACACUGCUUUGCUCUGCAAGUGGUUAUUGAAAGCAAAUUUAUUUUAUGCUUUGCAUAAGUGCAUCAGUUAUUAGUUUAUAAUGUUAUAUUUGUUAAAAUAUCAAAAUUUAAAAAAAAAUGAUUUUUGAAUUCAUUUAAAACUGGUCAUAAUUAAUUUUGGUUUAGUAUUCAUGUAUACUUGUAGGGGCAUAUGUCAUAAACCUAAGUGGCACACAGUUCUUCAGUCAGUGUUUCAUUUCAUGAUAAAAAUUGGCUGUGAAAACAUGUUUUUGUCCACCUUGUUUACUAAUGCUACACUUUGAAAAUAUUGUUCGUGAAGUAAUUAAUUACCUUCUAAGAGUUAUUUUUUUAGUUUGGGAUAUGUUGCUUAAGCUCCUUUAUUUAUUUCAAUGACUGGACAAAGUAAUGGUAGUAGCAUUGGAAGUUGUAUUAGUACAGAAUCAAAUGAUUUUCAGUAGGCUUUUAUUUUGCUUUGCAUGCACAUGGUUAGUAAUUCUAAGAUUUUCUGGAUACAGAAAAUCAGUUUCUGGAUUUGGCAAAAUAAGUUAUCUCUAUGCAAAAUUUUAAUGUUUCAUUUAGACAUAUUUUUCUCAAUUUUAUUAUGAAAUAUUUUAUAUUUUUCCUUGAAAACUAAAAUUUUUUGGUACAGUGGUAUUCCAGUCACAAUUUUAAAAAUGAAACUUGCACUUUCAUAACUUCUUUUUUACACAAAAAAUUAAAUUUGAAAAUUCUGAAUAAAGUGCAUUGCAGUUAAACAACAAAAUUUUGGAUCCAAGAAUGUUUAUAAAAUAAUUUUGUAGCAUUCCUAUCAAAGAAUGUUGGCCUUUUUUAGAUUUUUUUAAGUAGCUUAGUGGGAACAGCAUUGGAAAUUCUCAGGUGAUUAACAAGUGUGAACAGUUUGCAGAGUAAACAGUAAAAAGUUAAAAAAAAAAAUUAACUGCUUGUUGUCAAUUAGCAUGUGAAGUUUGAAAACUGUUUCACUUCUGGCAUUUCAACUGAUACUGCUUUAAAGGUACCCGUAAGAGCUACCAUGUUACGUUAUCGUCAUGUCCCUGUGGAUUACUUUUGCAUUUUGAAGUGCAAUGUUGUAAGUUGGAGUUGAAAAAAACCAUUUGAUUUUGUUUGGAUCAGAGUUUCUUUUUAUAGUUUUGAAACUGUUUUUCAAGAAGUAAGCUGUGUUGAUUUUUAAAUCAAAAGAAUUAUUUUGGUAACUUAAUGUAUCUGUAAUUGUCAAAAUAGUUUAUCAUUGUUAUGAAAUCUUUGGUUAAAACUGUAGAAACAAAUUGUGUCAAAUAAUGAUUAAUCCAAAAGUCUAAUAUUUAAACAUGUUAUCUACCAUGCAAAUGUGCAUUAAAACUCUUCACAAUUGAAAAUUUGUUUUCUGGUUUUUAUUUUGAACGGUCAUGUUUUCUGGACUCUGUGAAUGUGAAGGGCAAACUUCUACAUUGAGGUGAAAAAAGCUCUGGAUAUGAACCAAUUCAAUGAAGCUAUAGGAAUGUUAUUGGAGAUUUUUUAAUUAGUCUAAGAAUUGUCGUUCCUUGUGCGACAGUGUAUUUUUGCAUAACAAAUGACUAAUUUUGCAUAAUUCAUCAUCUAUAAGGAUCACUAAGAACUGAAGAAUUUGCUGUUGCAAAAGGUAAGUAAAAUUCAAAUUAGGUCAAAUCCCUUAAUUUUGUAGGGGUGAAAAUAGGUAAUAAUAAAAUCUGUGAACAGAAGUUACUGACAGCAUGGAAGACAGGAAGUUCAGUUAGCAGCAAGACAGUGUUUUUCUUUUGCUGUGUUAUGAAAAAUGAAACUGAACAAUAAACCGCAGCUUUUCGGGAACAAAUUUGUUGAACCUAGAACUACUUAAAAAUAACUGAAUUUUAAUGUGCAUAGUUGAUGUAAAGUUAAUAGUUUAGGAAGAGUGUACCCUAGGUAUAUUUUUUAACUGAUCGAUUACAUUAUUAGCUACUCAUGGAGUGUUUGGGGCACUGGUGAAUCUAUGAAGAUAUUUAAUUCCAUUGGUAGGAAUUGACUAUUCAGUUUCAUCAGGGAUGAAGUUAAGUGCCUUGUAAAGUAAUUGAAAUAUGUAAAUUAUAUUCUGGACUUUGAUUUAAUUUGUGCAUUUAAGUAACUUG